CUUCAUCAUCAUCAAUGGCGGGUUUCGAAGGAUUUGAGAAAAGAUUAGAACUUCAAUUCACAGGCCAUGACGAUGAAGAUCAUUCACCCACAUCUGAUCUGGGUCUUCGCCGUCUCUGUUUCCAAACCCUUGAAUCCAUUCUCCAUUUAGUCCAGUGCACUGUAGUCUCUGCUGUAUCCAACCAUUACUUUGAUUCAUAUGUUCUUUCUGAAUCAAGCUUAUUCAUUUAUCCAAACAAAAUCAUCAUCAAAACAUGUGGAACAACCCAGUUACUUAAAUCUGUUCGUCCAUUUAUCCGGCAUGCCCGUGAUCUUGGUCUCUCUGUUUGCGGAUGUAAAUACACCCGUGGUAGCUUCAUCUUCCCUGAUUCUCAACCUUACCCACAUUCAAGUUUCAAAGAUGAAGUUGUUUAUUUAGAAGAAAGUUUACCAGAUCAUCUUUGUUAUAAGAAAGCAACUGUUAUGCCCUCCAAUUUACCUUCCAUGACUUGGCAUGUCUUCGCCGCAGCUGAUGAAUCUCAUUUGUUGGACAAUUUCUCCGGCGAUACUUACACUGUUGAAGUUUGUAUGACCAAAUUAGAUCAGACUCUUGCUCGUAAGUUUUUCCGGCGACCACAUGAUGGGAAAGGAAGUGAUUUGGCCGGAAAAGAAAUGACAGAGAUAACAGGUAUUGGAGACAUAAAUCCAAAUGCUUUAAUCUGCGAUUUUGCAUUCGACCCAUGUGGGUAUUCGAUGAAUGGGAUCGACGGCGACCGGUACUCGACGAUCCAUGUCACGCCGGAGGAUGGUUUUAGUUAUGCGAGUUUUGAGUGUAUUGGGUCGGCUUAUGAUGUGGGUAGGGUGGUGAAGAAGGCGGUGCAAGUGUUUCGACCGGCGAUUAUGUCGGUGGCGCUGACGUGUCCGGCGGGGAGGAGGGAUUUGUGGGCGAGGAUUGGCGGCGCUUUGAAGCCGAUGGGAUAUAAAUGUAGAAGCUGUGUGGCGGAUGAAUUUCCUACAAAUGAAAACAUUGUAUUUCAAACUUUCAGUACGAGGAUGAAUUGAUUAAUAUGUUUGGGAGGAUUGAUGAUGUUUAUCACAAAUUAAGUUUUUUUGUUUUUUUUUUAUGUAUUUUGUUUUGAUGAGUUUAAUUAAGUUAGAAUAGGAAAUUAUUUUAGAGAUGAUGAUGAUGAUUAUGGAUUGGGACUGUGGGGUUGACUUAAGAUCGAGCCUGCCUGUGUUUGGUUCCAUAUUGGUGGGGUUUUCAAAAAAAGAAAGAAGAAAGAAAGUAAAAAUAUGUCUAAUUUCUUGUUUAUUUCAU
Messenger RNA from Impatiens glandulifera, 1296 nucleotides. RefSeq names its product S-adenosylmethionine decarboxylase proenzyme 4-like. The transcript is spliced from 2 exons. Gene Ontology annotation, cellular component: cytosol. The record is from RefSeq and is a predicted model, not a curated record. The coding region runs from base 15 to 1040 and encodes 341 amino acids. NCBI's taxonomy places the organism in Eukaryota, Viridiplantae, Streptophyta, Magnoliopsida, Ericales, Balsaminaceae. Gene Ontology annotation, biological process: spermidine biosynthetic process; spermine biosynthetic process. Gene Ontology annotation, molecular function: adenosylmethionine decarboxylase activity.